Biomphalaria glabrata is the source of this 3563-nucleotide messenger RNA. Its product is annotated as protein mono-ADP-ribosyltransferase PARP16-like. Gene Ontology annotation, biological process: endoplasmic reticulum unfolded protein response. Gene Ontology annotation, cellular component: endoplasmic reticulum tubular network; membrane; nuclear envelope. The record is from RefSeq and is a predicted model, not a curated record. Gene Ontology annotation, molecular function: protein serine/threonine kinase activator activity; kinase binding; NAD+ poly-ADP-ribosyltransferase activity. Lineage: Eukaryota; Metazoa; Mollusca; Gastropoda; Planorbidae. The coding region runs from base 351 to 1385 and encodes 344 amino acids. The transcript is spliced from 7 exons.
GGAAGCAGUGGACGUAUACCAUGAUACCAUCCCAUUGUUUACGUUUUUCGUUUUAGAUAGAAUGAUUGAAAUCGGAUAGAUCUAGAAUCUAGAUCUAGAAUCUAUAUAGAGUGUAAAGUCUAGACUAGAUCUAGAUUAAUUAACGAGAGCUAAAAUUACAAAUAGUGUAAUGUAGAUCUACUUUAAAUUAAAGAGUGUAUCUCUAGGAGUUAGUAGGAGGACUAGAUCAAAUUUAUCUAAAACUUUAAGUAAUCUCCAUUCAUCAACUUCUGUAUAUUGUAACAGAAAAGGAGAAAAGUAAACAUUUUGUUUCAAAUAUUAGACUGACAUUAUUAGCAAAGGUUAGAUAAAUGUCUGAGAAUAUAGAAAAUGAUGAGAUGCUGUUGAGUGAGGGGGUUUCAAAGGCUACAAGCAGCAAGAAAGAGGUUAGCCUUUCAAGCUUACUAAACUGUGACUUGUAUGCAUAUGAUCUUCUAUGGAGCUUGUUUGUUGCUGCAGCCAAAAGCUACAGAUUCAAUUCUAUUCUUCAUCCCUUCCCGCCUAUGUAUAGCUCAGAUACAGUUGAGGAAAAAAAUAUACCUGCUUUGAGAGAUGUGAUUUCUAGAGUUCCAGCUCUGUUAUCUAAUUCCAACUUUGAUCACAUACUCUCUAAAGAUUGUAAAGAGCUUUUGUCUUGGGUUCUGACAACCAAACAUUUUAGUCUUAAAUUUUGUGAUAAAGAGUCUUGUUUUCAAACUAUCAAAGAGCUUACAGGACAAGUCAUGUCUACAACACAACCUGAUUUUGUUUUUGAAGUUGUUUACAGCUUGGAGAAAGAGAGGAAGUUUGAACAAUUGAAAGGCUCCAGAAAAACUUUCUUUGCCUACCAUGGCAGUCGCCUUGAUAACUUUUAUUCAAUACUUCACAAUGGACUCAAUUCUUAUCUCAAUAAAGUGGGAAUGUUUGGAGAAGGUACUUACUUAUCCAGUGAGCUUUCUGUUUCACUUAUAUACAGUCCUAAUGGAGAAGGCUGGAGAAAUAGUUGUGUUGGUGCCAAGCUGUCCUGUGUGGCUGUGUGUGAGAUGAUUGAUGAUGCAAGUGUCAAAUGUCAAAUUAAAAAAGGCAGUACUUCUGAACAGAAACAAAGAGCCAAGGCAUCAAACAUCACUGAAGAUGUACCUGAGAAAUACUAUGUGGUGCAGAAUGAUGAUGUCAUAAGGGUCAAGUAUUUGCUCAUCUAUAAACUGGACACUAUCUCUCCUGUAUCCACAAUGUCAUGGCUGCAAGAGUACAAGUUUCCUCUCCUGAUGUUGGCUUAUUUCAUUUUGCUUGCUGCCAUUGGACUUGUCAACUCACGUCUAGUUGUGAACUCUCUGACUCGGUUUUACAAGAGUCUGACUUUGUAACAUUUGUCUUUUUAGGUUACUCUUUUUGUUUUUGUGGGGUGGAGUACAUUUUAUACGAUAUUAUGUUAUCAACAAAUUUUACCACAUAGACAAUAUAUUUCUAAGUGAUAAGUAUGUGAGAGCUAGUAGGUUGUCACAUUCUGAACUGUUAGAGUGAAAUAUAUUGAGCUUGCUCUAUUACUCCUUGUGAGAUUUAUCACUAACUGCAUGAUUUAGAUUUGUGCAAACAUCACCUCACAGGUUUCACUUGACCAUCUACUGCGACUAAUUUAGCCAAGUCCAUUCUUUCAAAACAUAACUGCUAAUGAGACAAUUUAAUUGAUAACUGUUAUCCAAACACUGUCAGUCUGAAAUGGGUUAUUUUCUUUUCGAAAUGGGUGAAUGACUUUUGUAUAUAGACUUCUAUUAUGGAUGGUAUGUAUAAUGAAAGUUGAGGGGCCCAAACUGGGAAACGUGUAUAUAGAAAUGUGAAGAGUCAGUUUUUGUUGUUGCAUACAUUAAGCUGUAAAGAAUACAUAUGAUUUUCUUCACCUGAUUAGAAAAUAGCCUACAAUUUAUGACUUGCUCACCUUUCCAAUUCGCAAAACUAAUCAACAAUGUGUAAUGUUAUAGGGGUUGACCAUAUGUCUAAAGUAAUUUCACCAAAAAGACAUGAAUUUAAUAAAAUCAUUAACAUUCAUAGGCUAGUAGAGGUCAAUAAGUAGAACAUAAAUACACUUUCAUUAUCUCAACAGCUGAUCUAUUGAUCAAUGUACAAUAAUUAUCAGGGUUCAUUUAUGUUGUUUGACAUUACUUUCAAAUGACAACUUUUGUCCCAUUUGAAUUACAUCAUGCUGAUCAAUUGGCAUUGUUCUUAAAAGAAAUUUUGUCAAUACAAAUUGUUGAUGAGAACUAAUUCUCAAGAUAUGUGCAAUCAUGGAAUCUUCCUGAAAAUUCUUUGACUAAUAUUAACCUCAGGUGACUUUCAAAUACAACCAAAUGACUUACAAACUUAAUUUCAUUUUGGCACUAUUAUAUGCCUAGAUGCUACUAAGAAUGAAUAAUUUAUUCUAUUUUUUCUUAUUAGUAUUUAUUAGGAGGCACCACCUGGAAGUGUUUCUUUUCUAAAAGAUGUUUGUUGCCAUGUCAUGCAUUCUACUCAAUUUUGCAUAAAUAUUUAAUAUUGACGCCUGGUCUGAUAAAACUAACUUUAUUGAUGUUCAUUUUCAUCAUUAUAUCCACAUUUGAAAUGAUGUGCCUUUGGUUUUGUUUCUAACCUGACAUUUUAUUGGUUUGCUCACUAACAGUGUUCUAAUCUUAGAGGUACAGAAAGUAAAAAAAAAAAAAUAAACUUAUCAUUUUUCUUUUUUUUUCCUAAUUUAAAGGUUUUCCUGAUAAGUAAAUUAUUAUUUUUUUUUGUGUAGUAACAAAAGCAACAUUCUUUCAAAGUCUCAUUCUGUUUUGUGUUGUUGUUUUUUUCAAUUUAUAUAUGUGGCAACAUUGUUGUCCUGAAUGAAACAAUAUGACAUAUUUUUUCUUUUAUACAAUUAUUCUACAGCUCUUAAGAAAGCUAACACUUUUUUUUUCUUUUUAAUCUAUACUUAAAAAUUGAUUUGAAGUGAUAUACUAACAUCCUUAUGAAAUAUUCAUAGAAUAUUCAAAAUAUUAGUAUUCUCUUGGCACUAGCAUUGAUAUAGGCCCUACAUAUGAUCAGAGGUACAAAUGUAAUUUAUAACAACUCAACAACUAUUUCACAAUGAAAUCGAUCAAUUUAUCCAUUCAUUAUUGGAUAUUAAUGUGUUCUCAAUAAAACUUGUAUGUUUUGUAAAUUGCAUUGAGAUACUUAUCAUUAGUAUUAAUUUGCUAAUUCGACAAUUGCCUAAAAUAUUUUGUUUCACAAAUAUAUGUAUAUACAUAUUAUUAUCUUGUUCCAGUUAAGAAUUGUUUAGAAUGAAAUUGAAGUUUUGAAAUCCACAACUGACCAACUGUGAUUUUUUUUUUUUAGAAUUAUAAUGCUCUAUCUUUUUAAUCAUUGUGUUGAACAUGUCAUUAUUUUUUUAGAACUCAUAAAUCCAUUUUAUGCUUGUUGCUAAAUUUCAAAACAAUGAAUUUCUUUUGAUUGUCUAUGCAAGCUUUUAAUGUUGGUUUUAAUGUUAGCGUGUGUGGCUAACUUGUGAUCAGGUCAAUAAAAGAAAAUUA